UGAUGACCACUUCACAACAACUGAUCUUAACCCGUUCGUGUUUGUAACUUUUUAAAACCCUAGCUCUCUGCUACCCUGGUUAUCUUGGGUUCCUCUCGUUCCUUGGUUCAGAUCACCGAGCUACUCUGCAAGCAGAUCUGUGUGAGACAAAAUGGCGGUUCCGUUGCUAAGCAAGAAAAUAGUGAAGAAGCGUGUCAAAAAGUUCAAGAGGCCCCAGAGCGACAGGAAAAUUUGUGUUAAGCCCAACUGGAGAAGGCCCAAGGGUAUCGAUUCCCGUGUAAGGAGAAAGUUCAAAGGAUGUGCCUUGAUGCCAAAUAUCGGUUAUGGUUCAGACAAGAAGACCCGUCACUAUCUCCCUAAUGGAUUCAAGAAAUUUGUUGUGAACAAUGUCAAGGAGCUGGAACUUCUGAUGAUGCACAACAGGACUUACUGUGCUGAGAUAGCACACAAUGUAUCAACCCGGAAGCGAAAGGAGAUCGUUGAGCGGGCUGCGCAGUUGGAUGUUGUUGUUACCAACAGAACAGCCAGGUUGCGUAGCCAAGAGGAUGAGUGAUUGAUUGUGGGUACCAAUCAAGUUUUUAUUUUUCUUUGUUGUCAUCUUUAUUGGCUUGACAAUUUUGGAACUUGUUGGUAAAUCUUUUCUGCAACGAUUGUAUUAUGGAUUACUUGGUGGAGCUAUGGAGUUUUUUCACCCGAGUUAUGUUGGUUUGACA
Molecule: messenger RNA, 713 nt
Organism: Prosopis cineraria
Lineage: Eukaryota; Viridiplantae; Streptophyta; Magnoliopsida; Fabales; Fabaceae
Product: 60S ribosomal protein L32-1-like
Exons: 4
Coding region: 152-553 (133 amino acids)
Biological process (GO): translation
Cellular component (GO): cytosolic large ribosomal subunit; ribosome
Molecular function (GO): structural constituent of ribosome
Source: RefSeq, a predicted model, not a curated record